Messenger RNA from Arachis stenosperma, 1512 nucleotides. RefSeq lists its product as uncharacterized. Gene Ontology annotation, molecular function: zinc ion binding. The record is from RefSeq and is a predicted model, not a curated record. Bases 1 to 1512 code for a protein of 503 amino acids. The transcript has 4 exons. NCBI's taxonomy places the organism in Eukaryota, Viridiplantae, Streptophyta, Magnoliopsida, Fabales, Fabaceae.
AUGGGAUUCAAGGCAGGUUGUCGCCCCUUGAUUGGGCUUGAUGGGGCAUUUCUAAAGACACAAUUUGGAGGUCAGAUCUUAGCUGCUGUUGCACAAGAUGUCAAUCAUCACAUUUACGUGAUUGCCUGGGCUAUAGUUGAAAUAGAGAAUACAAAGACUUGGAGAUGGUUCCUGGAGCUGCUUCAUGCUGAUCUUGGAGACUACAAAACUAAUGGAUGGUGCUUUAUUUCUGAUAUGCAGAAGGUAAUGUUAACUUUCAUGAACUUCAACAAACAAUGGAAGGAGCUUGAGUUGAGGGGACUACUUUGGGAAUGUGCCAAAUCAACAACAUUCCAGGAUUUCAUCGAUAAUAUGAACAAGAUUAAGAGGGUGAAUGAGGAAGCUUGGGCAUAUCUCAACAAAUGGCCUAAAGAGUCAUGGACAAAGUCCCAGUUCAGCCAUAGGGCAAAACUGGACAACAUUUGCAACAACGCCUGUGAGGUUUUCAAUGCAAGAAUCAAAGAGGCCAGAAACAAACCCAUCAUCACAUUACUUGAGGAGGUGAGAAUGUUUGUGAUGAGAAAUAUUGCGAAGAAUACGGUAAAACUGGUAAAUCAUGUUGGCAUACUCCCUCCUGUAAUUCAAAGUCGCCUAGAUAAAAUCAGAAAAGAAUCAAAGAACUGGAUGCCUAUCUGGACCGGUGAUGAAGACUAUGAAAAAUUUGAGGUUCAUGGCCAUCCAACAAACAUGGUGGUGGAUCUUGGAAAAAGGCUAUGCACUUGCCAAUUCUGGAUGCUGACCGGCAUUCCAUGUGUUCAUACCUGUGCUGCCCUUGCAAGGGUAAACAAGAGGCCGGAAGACUUUUGUCACCAACUGUGUACUAUGGAGGCAUACAACAAGACUUAUGUCCAUCACAUUAACCCUCUUCCUAGCCAAUCAUUGUGGGAAAAAUCCUUGUACACUCAACCACAGGCCCCUAACAUUAGGAGGAGGCCUGGAGCUUUGACAAAGAAAAGGAGAAAAGAUGCUGAUGAGGGCAACAGUGGUAAUAAGAAAGCUAAACCUAGUGGAAGUUUGAAAAGGCAUUUGAAGCCAUUCACAUGUAGGUAUUGUUGGGUAAAAGGGCAUACUAAGAGAGGGUGCUCAAAGAAGAGACUGGAUGAAGUAGAUGCUGCUGUUGCAGCUGCAAAGGCUGCUGCAGAUAAAGCCAAAACAAAUGCUGCUCCUUCUGCUUCUGAGGCUGGCCCUCAACCUCAAACUGCUGCUGCACCAGCUGAUGAACCUCCUGCUGUGGAGAUUGACAUAUCACAACCAAUCUAUGAAGGAUCACAGGACAUAGCAGGACCUGCUGCACCUCCACCAUCAAGGCCACAGAAGUUUCCCACCAAAAGGAGGAGCUCACCACCACCUCAAUCCAUUGGUGUGGAUCCAAUGCAAGGAGCCAGUGUGGCUACAUCUUCCAGAUUGCACAAUUUUAUGAAGUUUGUUCCAACUCCCGAUUUCAAAGCACCAAGAAAAAAGAACAAUUCAUGA